Ylistrum balloti is the source of this 2442-nucleotide messenger RNA. Its product is annotated as transmembrane protein 39A-B-like. The record is from RefSeq and is a predicted model, not a curated record. NCBI's taxonomy places the organism in Eukaryota, Metazoa, Mollusca, Bivalvia, Pectinida, Pectinidae. Bases 40 to 1404 code for a protein of 454 amino acids. Gene Ontology annotation, cellular component: membrane. The transcript is spliced from 8 exons.
AAAAUAUGUUAGCUUUUGAUCAAAGUUUAGUUUAUAUGGAUGUUGUCAGCUACGAUGCCUGGUGGACGUCGGAUACUAUCCAGAAUACAAUCAUCAUCUUUUUCUAAUAAUACACACAAAACUGGAAACGGAAGUAGUAUAGAGGAGAGAGAUACCAAUAUGAUUCCCUUAGCAUCAAUGGUGGUGCUACCAAAGCAUUCACAUUUGCCAGAGAUCCCUGGAGACAGCAACAUUUCAUUUGAGGCUAUGUUGUACAUGUUUGGUGUGAUUGUCAUGGGACUUCAGUAUAUUAACCUGUACAAGACUGUCUGGUGGCUUCCUCACAGCCAUGCGAAUUAUGCCCUUAAUUUCUACCUAAUUGAUCCAUACCUGGUGCUGUUUUUGUGUGCCCUUAUGAGUAGGAGACUGGUUUGGUGUUUUGUUCAAGAGGUUUUUGGACCAAGGUCCAGUAAAAGUGUUUUAUUUUGGCUGGUGCAGUUACUGAAGAUUGUCCUGAUGUUUCUUGUGACUAUUUUCUUAAUAUAUACAGCGUAUAACGUCAUAGUGAAACAUUCACUUUUCUACUGUCUAUUUCUUUGUUGUCCAAUUGUAACAUAUGUGUUGUUGUUUGGGCCCUCCAUUAAACCAUUGUAUCAUAAGUCUUUGGUAUGGCCAGUACCAGUUCAGGACAAAACAAGCUCAUUGAAAAAUAAGGGCCGAGAUACCCUGGAGGCAGAAGCCCUUCUCACACAUAGCUGUGUCCUCACCCCAGAUGUCAUCAGGUCGGAAGUAGAAACCUUCAAAAACGACUUCAAUGGCAGAAUUAAACAAGUUUUAUUCAACUCCUUAUUAACAGCAUACUACAUGACAUUUGUGCCCCUCUGUUUUGCCCAGAACACCCUAUACUACGACACCUGGUGGGUAGGACAACACGUCUGUAUGACAUGGCUUAGCGUAUUCCUUAUGUUGAUUGUACACUUCCUUCCCCCUAAAUACCUGGACCUGCUCCAUAAAUCUGCUCUACACCUCGGACGCUGGCAGAAGGUCGAAGGCAGACAUGCACAUGUGCCUUACAAUGCGUGGUCUGAGCUGACCGUUUGGCCACAAGGUGCCCUUGUAAAACAUGUGCGUGGUUUAUUUAAGGCUGAGGGUAUAAAUGUGACAGCUGAACCAGGAAAUACAAUGCAUGGUCGAUUUUAUUUUUUAUUCCACCAGCCAAUGCGUGUGGUGAACUGGCUACUGGUACUCACCUGGCUUCUAGUUGGAUACCAGUUCUUUUGUCUCAUACAGAGCACAGAGUGGAAUCAUAUAGUCUCCAUAGCGCUUGUUCUCUUCUGUAAUUACUACACCUUAUUCAAGCUUCUGCGGGACAGAAUUAUACUUUCUAAAACAUACCGUGAGGAGAACAGUUCAGAACAGUUUUAAAAUUUAUUGUAUAUACUUUAUCAGCAAACCGUGAGUGAUUACUGAUAUAAUACAUUUACACGAUAUGGAACCAGAUCAUCUGGCCUUGGACUAUACAAGUACUGCUCAUUGAAUCCAAGUGCAUAACAUCAAAAACAAAAUUAUUUCACUGAUUUUGAAGGAGGAUGUUUAUAAUGAAAAUGAUAUUCUCAUUUUUAAAAUGUUUCAUUCAUAAAACAGAAAUAGACUAGCAAAAGAGCAAAACAUGAGAAAAUCCAUGAUUUUAUAAUACAAAGAGUUAGUAGUCAUGGUCAAUGCAAAGUUUUACCAAAUGUGAUGUAUUGUUGGAGUUUUAGGCAGAUACAUACCAAAACAUUCAAAAUUUCAGCCUUAAGCAAGUCUGUUUUUCUUAAGUACAAUUUUGUCGUAUGAGACGAUGAUUAAAAAUCAAAGAACAGAUAAAAUAUUUUAAGUUUGAAUCAUUUUGAAAUCCAUGCUUGGUUUCGUUUUUAUGCUAUAGUUAUUUAUACCGAGAUAGAAAAAAAGAUGUUGUUUGGACCAAUGAUUGUCAAGCUUAUAAGAUCAGCACUGACCAUAAUUAUGUUCAUUUUAUGCAGUGCAUGAGAAAGGUUACCUUUAAAAAUAUCUUAUUUACUGUAUUGGCAAAAGAGAGUACACAGAAAAAAACUGUGUUUUGAUUAAAGCAGAUUUCUGUGAUAAGUUCGUAGUUUGGGUUGAUACGUUUAUUUUACUUCUGUGAUAAUUUAUUGCUUUAAAUGACAAUUCCGUUGAUUUCUUCUCCCAUAAGUUGGUCUAGACAUACAUAUCUUAAUCACUGUAGGUUGGAAAGUGUUAUCCAUGGUAAGCUUGCAUAAUUGUUCUUACAAACAUGAUAUGAUCAGUAUAAAGGCUUGAACAAUCUUGGUACAUGAAUGUUAUGGAGAUGUUUGGUCUUAUAUAUGUCAGUGUUUUAUGGAAGAUUUACCUACAGUUAUACAUGCUGAGCAUGCCAGUAAAACAUUGUAUAUUUUAUGUUGUAAUAAAGCCAUUUUGCCACAA